CGUGUGUUCACUCUGGGCAGUCUUGAGCAGCCCUCAGUUUGUGCAGAAGGUAUCGGCUCCAUCCCUCCAGGAUCUCCACCAGCACCGAUGACCAGAUGUGAUCUACCCGUUUCACUCUGGUGGGAACUCUUUAUUUGUUUGCAUGGAUGAGAACAGCUUACCGCUUCUUCCUGGAUUCCUUAUAAACCAACUAAUGUGACUCAAACCCGGGAUAGAGGGGGAAAAAGAACAGACAAGAGGGGUGACUCCAAGUGGUUUCAGGCGGUUUUUAGAUUUAAGGAAGCGGCACACUGAGCCUUGUCUUGGACAUGGGACCGUGCGUAAACCAAGAGGGACCCGGUGCCAGAGGAAGAGCGUCGUCCUGAAGGAGGAAAAAGCCCGUGUGUAGGAGUUUUUUUAAUUCCUGUUCUUUGCGACCGGGGGGACGAGCUGUGGGUUUUACGCACCGAAAUUAUGCAUCCCAACCGUGGCUUCAUCCUGCUCCUCCUCAACGGAACCGCUUGUUUGGUGGCUCUGGGUCAAGAAGAUGACUCCAUCAGCUCAAAGAGCUCUUCAGAUGUCUCCUCCAAGACCUUGGGCCUCCUGAGCAGCCAGACUCCACUCUCGCCCCUGAGUCGUUGGAUGAUUCAGAGUAAGAGCAGAGCAGCGAAUGACACCUCUCUGGAGCUGCCCUAUCGUUCCCCGAUCCCUUUCGCCAAGCAGGAAUUUUCUAAACAGGAGUUCUGGGAGAUGUUGGGCAGCGACCUGCUCAAGCCUGACACCUCCAGCUCCAGGGUCAAACGCCGGCCCAUUGUUAAGACCGGCAAGUUCAAGAAGAUGUUUGGCUGGGGAGACUUCUACUCCAAUAUCAAGACAGUGAGACUUAACCUGCUGAUUACCGGCAAGAUUGUGGAUCACGGUAAUGGCACGUUUAGCGUCUACUUCCGCCAUAAUUCUACGGGCCAGGGCAACAUCUCGGUCAGCCUGGUGCCACCUGUCAAAGCCGUGGAGUUUGACCUGGAGCGCCAGAGUGUGGUCUACCCUAAGGACUCCAAGAUCUUCAACUGCCGCGUGGACUAUGAGAAAGUGGAUCGCAGCAAGCGCACCUCGCUGUGCAACUACGACCCGUCCAAGACCUGCUUCCAGGAGCAGAUUCAGAGCCAUGUGUCCUGGAUUUGCUCUAAGCCUUUCAAGGUCAUCUGUAUCUACAUAUCCUUCUACAGUACAGACUACCGUCUGGUGCAGAAGGUUUGCCCGGACUACAACUAUCAUAACGAGAUGCCCUAUCUGCCCUCGGGCUAGAGGACUUGUGUGGAAGGAGGAGAGGUGGGAGGGGAGAGGAU
This is a messenger RNA of Solea senegalensis (Senegalese sole), 1322 nucleotides long. RefSeq names its product neurexophilin-1. The transcript has 2 exons. Gene Ontology annotation, molecular function: signaling receptor binding. NCBI's taxonomy places the organism in Eukaryota, Metazoa, Chordata, Actinopteri, Pleuronectiformes, Soleidae. The record is from RefSeq and is a predicted model, not a curated record. Bases 454 to 1281 code for a protein of 275 amino acids.